Gastrolobium bilobum is the source of this 1334-nucleotide messenger RNA. Its product is annotated as cardiolipin synthase (CMP-forming), mitochondrial. The transcript has 8 exons. NCBI's taxonomy places the organism in Eukaryota, Viridiplantae, Streptophyta, Magnoliopsida, Fabales, Fabaceae. The record is from RefSeq and is a predicted model, not a curated record. Bases 125 to 1114 code for a protein of 329 amino acids. Gene Ontology annotation, cellular component: mitochondrion; membrane. Gene Ontology annotation, molecular function: cardiolipin synthase activity. Gene Ontology annotation, biological process: cardiolipin biosynthetic process.
UUUGUUUCCACCAGGAAAACGCACGUAUCGUUUUCUUCUUCUUCUACCUAUUCUUAUUCUUCAGUGUCUCUUAAACCCAAAAACUCGCCCAAUUGCUCGAAAAUAAAAAUAAAAUGAUUCAAUAAUGGUUCUCUUCAGGUUCCUUAAAACAGCACUCGUCAACAACAACAACACCACCAAAAGCAAAGCUCGAACGUUUCUCACCUCAACAACCAUCUUCCCAUUCUCCCCAUUGUACGCACCUUACCGCUCCCAAUCUAAUAACGGAUUCAGAUUCAGAUUCCUCUCUCCCUUUCAUCGCCGCUCUUGCCCUCUCUUCCUCACUUGGCCCCCAUGGAAACUCUCUCAGUCCGCCACCCCUCUCUAUCUGCAGGGAAACGUCGUCGUUUUUCCCAAGGUUCACCCAUUCAAUUUGCUUCGCCGCCCCACAACCCCUCCUUUACCUAUCCAUUUGUUGGAUCGCGUUGACUCUGAUUCCAAUAAUUCUUCCCGUAACGCUCUUUUCCACAGCUUCGUCAAUCUUCCCAAUUUCAUAUCGUUUGCAAGAUUAAUUUCCGGUCCUUUUCUUGGAUGUAUGAUCACGAACGAGUUGUAUACUCCUGCAAUCAUAGGUUUGGCCAUCUCUGGUGCGACUGAUUGGCUGGAUGGAUACGUGGCUAGGAAGAUGAAGAUCGAUUCUGUAGUGGGUUCCUACCUUGAUCCCCUUGCUGACAAGGUUCUUAUUGGUUGUGUUGCUCUUGCAAUGGUGCAUAAUGAUCUGCUGCAUCCCGGACUUGUUGGUCUCGUUGUGUUCCGAGAUGUCUUCCUCGUUGGCGGUGCAGUAUUUUUAAGAGCAAGUAGCUUGGGUUGGAAGUGGAAAAGCUGGUUUGAUUUUUUAAACGUUGAUGGGACCUGCCGUCAAAAGGUUGAACCACUCUUUAUUAGCAAGGUGAAUACAGUGUUCCAAUUAGUAUUAGUUGCUGCAGCUCUUCUUCAACCAGAGUUUGGAACCCAAGAAACUCAAACAUAUAUUACGUAUUUGAGCUAUUUAGUGGCUUCAACAACAAUGGCUUCUACUGCAGCAUAUGGAGCAAAAUAUUUUAGGAGAUCUACAGUAUUAUCAAACUCGGCCUAGUUGAGUUUCCUUUGAGAUGCAGAGGGAUGUUAGAUGGGCACGAGCAAGCGUGCAAAGUAAAAUAUGGUUUUAUUAUACGAAUUUUGUUUUAAAAGAUUAGCAUAUGAGUAAAACAUCCAAAUUAAGAGUGUUUUCAAAGAUUGCUUGUAAGAAGUGACUGGCAAAUGUUUAUCACAAGAAAAACAACCAAGUUAAGAGUUGAAGACAUUCACGAGAGAUC